AUGUCGACAACCACCCCUAUCGUACCUACCGCCUCCGUCAUUAUGGAUGCUCCGCGUUCGCGCCCAACUUCGCUGGACGAAGUAGCGCCAAUGACGCCUCACCGCUGGUCUUCUAACGCCUCCGACAGCAGCAAUGACGACGACCUGGACGACCUAUUCGAGGACGAGACUACCUGGGGCCUCAACUUACCGCCUAUCGUGAGUCCAUCUGCGCCCGCUUUCAUCAAUACUUCUGACCAAGCUUCGCAGCCUACCUCUUCACCCAUUUCCUCUCCCGAAGACACCUAUGUCCCUACUACCCAGAAGCGCAAACGCGAUUCCACUACCACCGACGACUCCGCCUCCUCCUCCUCCUCCUCCUCUCCGCUAUCCAAGAAGGCCAAACCCGCCGAUGAAGAGACAAACAAGAAGACCUCAGGCAAAGAAUCCGAAGCCACCCGACGAUACCGCACCGCCGCCACCGCCGCAUCCCUAAAGCCAUCCACCACCAACGCUCACAAAUUCCUCGACAGCAUGCGAAAGCAGCGCUCCAUCCCCACCCCCCGCUACAUCCCCACCGGCGCCGAGCGCCGCACCGAAGUCAACGCGCUCGCAGCCAAGCACGUCCGACACGUCGCCCCCGCCAUGCUCGCCAACAACAACAGCAAUCGCGACGUCGGCGGCGCGAUGACAAAGUUUGACUGGCAAGAAACCAAGCGCGAGAUCCCCGCCACGCAGAUCAAAACACCUUCACCUUCAUCCACGUUCCAGUUCCAGAAAUGGGUCGACGAAGAGGAUGAGCAUGUGACUUGGCUGAUCAUUCCCGCUUCACGCAAGUUUAUCAAUAUGGAGGGGAGUAUGGUGCCGGUUGUGGAUAUCGUCAACAAAUCGAUCAAGUAUCCGGAGUGGACGUUUGUGGAGGAGAUCAAGGGGCUGCAUUGGAGGACUGGGAAGGAGGUGGUUAAGGCGGUGAAGGUUAUGUUUGAGAGGUUGACGGGGGAGCAACAGGUUGAGCGGAUUGAUGUUAUGGUCAAGCAGAAGAAGGAGGAGGAUAGGCAGGCGAGGAAGGAUGAGGCUGCGCGGAGGCGCAAUGAGAAGAGAGAGGAGAGGGCUAGGAAGAGGGCUGAGAGGGAUAUGUAG
Molecule: messenger RNA, 1119 nt
Organism: Alternaria novae-zelandiae
Lineage: Eukaryota; Fungi; Ascomycota; Dothideomycetes; Pleosporales; Pleosporaceae
Exons: 1
Coding region: 1-1119 (372 amino acids)
Source: RefSeq, a predicted model, not a curated record